Somion occarium is the source of this 5067-nucleotide messenger RNA. Lineage: Eukaryota; Fungi; Basidiomycota; Agaricomycetes; Polyporales; Cerrenaceae. The record is from the annotation of a GenBank genome assembly.
AACGGAUAAAUGUUUUCAGGAUGUUUGCAGCUGUCUUGUAGCUGUCUUACGCUCGCACCUGUGUAAGUAUCCAGCUUGCUCAUGGUCUGAUCAGUCUCCGGAGGGGAUAUGCAGUCUGCUAGCGGAACACUCGAUCACCAUGCAACGAAUAUCCUACACUCGAACGCUCUCAUGGUACUGAACAUAAUGGGGAGCCCGGAUUCUCGUGAAGGGUUUUGGACGUCACCUUUUCUGCGUUCAACAUUGCUGGGUACCAUUUUCCCUGGAUUCCUUGCCAUGCUUAUGCUUUGUUAUGACGUAUUCACCUCGGUACAUAAUCACAAACCGCUCCGUGCUUUUCUUCGCUCAGUCAAGGCACCUUUCACUAACUUCCUUUCGCUCGACGACCUCGAAGGACCGCAUGGACGCUGUGUAGUGGUUCCGCUAUGGAAAACGCGCCUUCUUGCUACUCUAUCUGCCCUUGUGUCUGUUGGUUGGGUGGCAUUUGCCGCAUUCUCAGAGUUCGUCUAUGGGCCAACAGAUGCACGCAGCGUACAGGCAAUUGUAAGCUCCGUUAUCUGGAAAUACCUUUAGACCUAUGCAGACCCCAUCAUAUCUUCUCAUCUUAUUCUUUAUGUUCGAGGUACUGGCAGUCGUGGUUGACGUCGCGGCGAUGUUACACGAGGAAACGCGAAGCCCGGGUAUCAUUGUGCUUCAUGUUAUACGACUUGCCAUACCUCUCUUUCUGGCAUGGCUCGCCGGCUCGCUCCCUCUCGAGCCUAUCCUUCCAUCACAAAAUGUCGCACAGCGGUCGGAUGUAAGUGUAGACCACCUGGCGCUUGUAUGGUGACGAUAAUCUGUCAUUCGUAGGCUCCGUCAAGUACUCUUUCGAUGCCGGAGGACAACGUCAAUCUAUGGUCCUGGUCGACGUUCAAUUUCGUCGAGCCCAUACUCAGAGUUGCAUCGACGAGGACACUUCAUGAGUCGGAUGUGUGGUGGUUAUCACCAUAUUUCACACAUAAGAACCUGUUCAAUAAGUACCUUGAAUAUUGCGAGAUGCACCCCAAUCAUUCAUUACUUUGGUUCCUUCUCGCAUCGAAUUCGUUAGACCUAAUCCUUGACGUUUCUUUAGAGUUGUGGGGAGCAGUCGUUGGAUUCGUUCCACCAUAUGCGUUAAAACGUAUAUUGUCAGCCCUAGCAGAUCCAGCUCCAGAAGCCCGAACCACUGCAUACAUAUUUACUUUCUUGAUGUUCCUUGCGAACCUGUCAUUCGCUCAGGUUGAUGUGAAUCAGCGAUGGUUCACUCGUCGAUGUUACGAGCGUACUCGCGGACAACUGUUCUGUGCUUUGCACUACAAGGCGUUGAAGAGACGUGACGUCAGCGGGAAGACUUCUCAUGGUGAUAGAGAAGGAGAUGAUCAGGGAGGUGCCGAUCUUGGUAAGAUCGUGAACCUCAUGCAGGGUGAUGCGUACGCUGUUGCCCAGCGGUUCUGGGAGUUUUCCGGUAUCUUUGCAGCACCCAUCCGUCUUGCUAUUGCAAUGACAUUCUUAUACCAAAUCCUUGGUUGGAGUUCAUUAGCAGGCGUUGUGGUCGUUCUACUUGCAUACAUCGUCAAUUACCCUUUAGCCAAAUACAACGUCUACAUUACUCGAAAUUCGUGGAAAGCUCGCGAUCGACGAAUGAACCUAGUCAAUGAGCUAUUCCAGAAUAUCCGAUUCUUGAAGUUCUACGGAUGGGAAACCGGCUGGACGAACAAAGUGCGAGAGUCGCGUGAAAAUGAGCUCCGUUGGCGGGUAAAGGAGAACAUUGUAAAUACUUUGAUAUCUUUCAUUUGGACAUGGAUACCCUCCGCAACAGCGCUGUCGUCAUUCCUUUGUUACACUAUGAUUGCUCGAGAACAGUUGACAGUCUCUAAGGCAUUCACUUCGGUUGCGUUGUUCUCCCAGUUGCAAGAACCAAUGACAGCACUCCCAGCUCAAUUCUUCGCACUGUUGCAUGCCUACGUCAGUAUGCAACGUAUCGAAGCAUUUCUCAACGAGCCAGAGGUUCCAGAUUGGGCAUCCUCGCUCAAAUCGUCGGACACAUCGACCGCUCGACAUCCCAAAGAUGAGAAGAUUGGUUUCGUAAACGCGACUUUUGAAUGGGACGUGGCUCCUCGUGCGGAGCCCUCUCGAUUUAGACUCGGACCUCUCGAUAUGGAGUUUCCGGAGGGCAAGAUGACAUUGGUCAGUGGCGCUACGGGGUCUGGCAAGAGUGCCCUCCUGGCUGCGAUACUCGGAGAGAUGCAUUGCAUCUCUGGUCAUGUCAUGCUCAACAAAUCAGGUCAUCAGGUUGCGUACUGUGCUCAGAACCCUUGGCUAGAGCAUGCGACAAUCCGAGACAAUAUCAUUUUUGGCGCAGGUUUCGGAUUCGACGAAGCCAGGUACAACUCCGUGAUAGAGGCUUGUGCCCUUACUCGUGAUUUAGAAAUUUUCGAAGCGGGAGAUUUUACUGAAAUCGGAGAGAAGGGCAUCACAUUAUCUGGAGGUCAACGUGCUCGGAUCGCUCUGGCACGCGCAUUGUAUUCACAAGCAACUUGUAUUCUCUUGGAUGAUCCUCUUGCGGCAGUUGACAUGCAUACCGCUCAGCAUCUCAUCAAAAAUGCUCUAUCAGGCCCACUCGCUGAAGGACGUACAAUCGUCCUCGUUACGCAUCACAUCAGUCUGUGUUUGCCUUACGCUACCUAUCUCGUUGAGCUAUCCAAUGGCCGCGUCCUUCGUCAAGGCUCUGUUCGUGAUCUUGAGUCUCGAGGUCAACUAGAAGAGUUCGUCGCUACCGAAAAUAUUCCCGAAGACGAGAUGGAUGUCAAGGAACCCAUACAAGAACAGGACAGUGGAGCAAACGGGACAGAAGUUUUAGUGUCUGAAUCAAAGAAGCUAUCUGACGGAAAACUAAUCGAAACAGAAGCUCGUGCUGAGGGUCGAGUUGCGCUCAGCACGUAUGUCGCUUAUAUCAAAACUGCUGGAGUGUUGUCUUGGAUCAUCAUGCUAGUUCUGAUGGUCUUUAUUCGGCUUCUCACCAUCGGCAACCAGUUUUAUCUCGCAAAAUGGGGAGAAGCAUAUGAACGAGACAAAUCCGAGUCUUAUUUCUUCAUCGUAAUAACCACCUCACGGUGGUUUUGGGAACGUCUUCCUUCGCCGAACGUGGAUGUUGGCCCUUGGCUGCUCAUCUAUCUCUAUAUCUCACUCGCCGGCGCCUUCUCUGUCUUCGCAUACAUCGCCAUCGGUUAUUAUGCCAGUCUACAAGCAUCGCGAUCGCUGUUCGUCUCCAUGCUUACAAGUCUCGUUGGUGCUCCUACUCGUUUCUACGACAUUACCCCCAUUGGCAGGAUACUCAAUCGUUUUACUACUGAUAUCAAUUGUAUCGACGGCGCUCUACUCAACUCCGUCCGCGCAGCGCUCUCUGGAGUCUUGAACUUCGUCGCGUCAAUAACGGUCAUCAUCUUGGUUGUCCCGUCAUUUGCCCCAUUCGCCGUUGUCAUAGCGUGGCUCUACAUUCGUUUGGCACCUUCGUAUGUGCAAGCUGCUCGAGACUUAAGGCGAUUGGAGUCGAUCUCGCUGUCGCCAGCCUUUGCCGGAUUCGAUGAAUUGCUACGUGGUCUUCCGCACGUUCGCGCAUUUGGUAUGGAAACUCGGUAUCAGGGUAGGUUCUAUCAACGAGUGGACAAGUUCCAGUCUUUUGAUCAUGUAUAUUGGCUCGUUGCGAACUGGCUGAUGUGGAGAUAUGAUUGUCUUGGUUCUGUAAUCGUUUUCAUGAGCACUGUAUUCGCGUUGUGGACCGGCGUGAACGAUGGCCUUGCGGCCCUCGUAAUCAUUCAGGCUGGCGUGUUUGCAGAAGCGUCUCGGCAGCUUGUCAGGGUUCUUGCUCAGCUCGAGUUGGAUGCAAAUAGCGUAGAGAGGGUGGUCGAAUAUCUGCAUGUCACCCAAGAAGCGCCCGCCGUCGUUCCUUCCAAUAGGCCACCCGCAUAUUGGCCUUCGAGUAACGGAGAACUAUCGGUAGAGAAUCUUGUGGUCAAAUAUGCCCCCGAUUUACCUCCAGUGCUCCAUGGUAUUACUUUCACCAUUAAACCAACUGAAAAGGUUGGAGUGGUCGGAAGGACUGGGUCAGGGAAAUCCACCUUAGCGCUGUCGAUCUUACGAAUUAUUGAGCCAAGUGAAGGCAAAAUUUUAAUAGACGGUAUCGAUAUCAGUACUCUUGGAUUAGAUGACCUUCGAACACGAGUGACCAUCAUUAGCCAAGAUGUCUCGUUAUUUACCGGUACAUUAAGGAGUAAUCUCGAUCCGUUCAAUGAACAUACGGACGAAGAAUGCUGGGAAGCUCUUGAGCGCUGUCACCUCAUCUCCAUCCUCAGCCAUGCAACUAACAAGGACGCUCAAGUUUCUUUGGACAUGCCUAUAAGCCAAAGCGGUUCGCUCAGUGCUGGCGAACGUCAGUUGGUGGCGAUGGCUCGAGCUCUCCUGCGACGAAGCAAUGUCGUCAUUAUGGAUGAGGCCACCUCACAGAUUGAUAUUGCGUUAGAUGAUCAGAUUCAACGAACCAUCCGUGAGGAGUUCAGCGGUGCAAUUGUUGUAACGAUCGCGCAUCGUUUGAAGACCGUGUUGGAUUACGACAGGAUUCUCGUCCUCGGAGGUGGAGAAAUCCUCGAAUUCGACACCCCAAAAGCCCUUCUGAGGAAGCGCGGGGGGACAUUCAGGGACAUGUGCAGAGCUAGCGCCGAUUGGUCGAGCCUGCAGGAGUUCAUGGACGAUCGCGACUAAGACGAUCUCUCUUGUCGAGCGAAUCAGUCUCAAGACUUCCCCAAGAUUCGGACCUCAUACAAAUUCCAUCAUAGAUAUAUUGUUUCAUCCUUUGGGCAUUCUUGCGUGUAUUCUUACGCUUGCUGUGAUUCGAAGUAUCGUUUAGAUUUCCAACAUUGCUUUUCUGUGCUUAUGUCUUUCUCACUCUAUACAGUAACAUAUAUAACAUGAUCACUAAGUAUAUAUAGUGAAGCUGAUGACAUGAUAGAUUGUUGCCUGUUGCUGCAUUGCCUGGAGUUUCGUCAAGAUCCU